CCAAAUAGGCGGCAAUGGCACGGCCGGUUAAGAGGCAAGCACCACAAGGAGCACCAGCAGAGGAGAUUAAGGAGGAACACCUUUUGGCUUUCAUUCUGAAGAAGGAAUAUAAAGAUGAAAAUAAAUGCAAAGGAGAACUCAAGAAAUAUUGUGAAGAGUUGGAGGAAAUAGAUGGUGGUUCCGAUGUGAAUAAAAAAGUUAAAGAAAUUUGUGAUAAAACAAAACGAGACGGAAAAUGCAAAGACCUGAAAGACAAAGUUGAAGCAGAAUUGGACACUUUUGAAGAUGAACUUCAAGAUGCAUUGGCAGAUAUAAAAGAUGAAAAUUGUAAAAAAUAUGAAGAAAAAUGUAUACUUUUAGAAGAGACGGAUUAUAGUGUUGAUAUUAAGAAUGGCUGUCCCAGUUUGAGGGAGAAAUGUUACGAAUUGAAGCGUAAAAAGGUGGCAGAGGAGCUUCUUUUGAGGGCGCUCGGAAAGGAAGCUAAAGAAAAAAACACAUGUGAACUAAAGAUGAAAACUGUUUGCCCAGUGUUAAGCCGAGAAAGCGACGAAUUGAUGUCUUUCUGCCUUAAUCCGACUAAAACAUGUGGAGAGCUGGGGAAAAAAUUGGUUGAAGUUUGCAAACCUUUACAAACAAAAUUGGAGAAAGAUUUAGAGGAAAAGUGUCAUGAAAGACUUGAGAAAUGUCAUUUUUACGGAGAAGCGUGUACUGGUGCGAAAUGUAAGGAUGAUAAGGAGCAAUGCGAGAAAAAUGGAGUCAUAUAUAAAGCGCCAGAAUCUGAUUCUAGUCCGGUCAAGCCGAAGCCGUCGUUGUUAAGAAGUAUUGGGUUUGAUGAUGUGUAUAAAAACGCGGAAAAACAUGGGAUUAUUAUUGGAAAAUCAGGAGUGGAUCUACCAAGGAAGUCAGGUACAAAAUUUCUGCAAGAUCUCUUGCUACUGUUGAGCAGAGAUGAGAAUAAUAAGGAUACAGUAAAAAAGUGCACUAAAGCGUUAGAAAAAUGCAAAGAUCCUAAGUAUUUGGAUCAUAAUUUUAAAGAGUUAUGUAAAAAUGAAACUACUAAAACCGAAAAAUGCAAAGAAUUACUAAAUGUAGAAGAAAGAUGUACGAAACUCAAAUUAAAUCUUCAUGUGAAAGGGUUGUCUACAAAAUAUGAUGAUAAAGAAUCAGAACUUUUAUCGUGGGGAAAGCUUCCAACCUUUUUUAUAAAAGGAGAGUGUGCAGAACUUGAGUCGGAAUGUUUCUAUUUAGAAAAUGCGUGUAAUAAUAAGAUUGAUGAAGCAUGUCAAAAUGCAAGAGCAGCGUGCUAUAAAAAGGGACAAGACAGGAUGUUGAAUACGUUGUUUCGAGAGGAGAUGAAGGGAAAGCUUGCUAAUAUAAAAUAUUUUAACGAUACUAAAAGUUGCAAAAAAUCUGUGGCAGAAAAGUGUGCAGGACUUGAUAAAAGAUACUUUUCAAAAUGUCUUUAUCCUAAAGAACUAUGUUAUGCGCUUUCAGAUGAUAUUUUUCUUCAAUCAAAAGAGUUAGGUGUGCUUUUGGAUGAUCAGAGAGAUUUUCCAUUAGAAAAGGAUUGUCUUGAAUUGGGGGAGAAGUGUGAUCAACUUAGUAGUGAUUCAUUAUUGAAUUUAGAAAAGUGUAUAACAUUGAAAAGACGCUGUGAAUACUUUAAGGUUACAGAAAGAUUUAGAAAAGUAUUUUUAGAAAGAAAAGAUCAUUCAUUAUAUAAUGAGCAAAAUUGUACGAAGGCGUUGCAUGAGAAAUGCCAUCAAUUAUAUAGGAGGAGAAAGAAUUCAUUUAGUGUUUCAUGUGCUUUACCAGAAGAAACAUGUAGUUAUAUGGUAUUCCAUACAAGUCAAGAUUGUAGUAGUUUAAAAGUCAACAUCAAGAAUGAAAAAAUUCUAGAAAAAAUUGGAGCAAAUGGAAAUGAAGCAACACUCGAAGAACUCUGCACAACAUGGGGCCGACAUUGUCACCAACUUGUGGAGAAUUGUCCAGAUCAGUUGAAAAAAAAAGAUGAUAAAGAUAAUCAUAACUGUGAUGAACUCGAAAAAAAAUGCAGUGAAACUUUUGAAAAGUUGAAAGCAAAGGAUGAUUUGACUCACCUGUUGAAAGGCAGUUUAAGCGAGGAAGAAAAAUGUAAAGUAGCAUUAGGAAAGAAUUGCACUGAGUUGCAAAAGGAUAAUACAUUCAAAAUUCUGCUUACUAAUUGUGAAGAGGGCACCAAGGGAACUGUUUGCAAAGAAUUAGUUGAAAAACUAAAAAAGAGAUGUCCUACUUUAAAAGACGGACUGAAUAAAGCGAAAGAUGAGUUGACAGAGAAGAAAAAAGAAUACGAUGAGCUCAAAAAGGCGGCAGAAGAAUCUACGGAGAAAGCUAAGUUAUUGCUAUCAAAGUCUGGAAAAGUCGCAAUGCCAAGUGGACAGGAUAGCAAUGGUUCUGGACCAGUACCAGCACCAGCAGGAUCAGGAUCAGGGUCGCCAUCAUCACCAGCAGUGCCACCACCACCAGGGUCACCACAAAAUGGAACGCCAGGCACACCAGGUGGAGAAACAGGCGCAUCAGGUGGAACACCAGGCACACCAGGCACACCAGGCGGAGCUCCAGGGACACCAGGUGGAAUGAUGAAGUAUGCAAAACUUGGACUCGUUAAAAGAGCGUAUGUAGACGGAGGUGUAUCAGAAGCAGAGGUAAAAGCAUUUGAUGCAACGACAAUAGCAUUGGAAUUGUAUUUGGAAUUGAAAGAAGAAUGUAAAGCUUUACAACUAGAUUGCGGUUUUAGAGAGGAAUGUCAGGAAUCUAAACAAGCUUGCGAAAAAAUAGACGAGUUAUGCGGAGGAAUAAAACCAUUAGAAAUUAAGCCUCAUCAUACAGAGACGCAAAAAGAAAUCUCAACCACUACGACGACCACUACAACGACCACUACGACGACUACUACCACGACUACUACCACGACUACUACGACAACCAAGCCGGGAAGUGGAGGAAAAGUAACAGAAGAGUGUACAAUGAUACAAACAACAGAUACAUGGGUGACAAGUACGUCAUUGCAUACGAGUACGAUAACGAGUACAUCGACGGUGACGUCCACAGUGACGUUGACCUCGAUGCGCAAGUGCAAGCCUACCAAAUGUACUACUGAUUCAAGCAGAGAGACAGAUAAAGGAGGAGAAGGAGAAGAAGAUGUAAAACCGAAUGAGGGAAUGAAAAUAAGAGUCCCUGAUAUGAUUAAAAUAAUGUUAUUGGGAGUGAUUGUUAUGGGGAUGAUGUAAAAUGAAUGAAAAAAUGUUAAUAGAUUGAAAAU
Messenger RNA from Pneumocystis carinii B80, 3298 nucleotides. RefSeq lists its product as hypothetical. The record is from RefSeq and is a predicted model, not a curated record. The coding region runs from base 15 to 3266 and encodes 1083 amino acids. The transcript has a single exon. Lineage: Eukaryota; Fungi; Ascomycota; Pneumocystomycetes; Pneumocystales; Pneumocystaceae.